ACUUGAGUUUAUCAAUAACUAAUAAAAUGUAACGUUCUGUCACUGUCAGUCAGUAUUCAGAGUUUAUGUGCAUUUGCUUCUUACAGGAUGAAGGUAUGUGCCCUCCUGAUGUGUGUCUUCCCCCUUUAUUGGGGGACACAGGCCGACCCCAGAUCGUAUCUGAUCACAGCUCCUCUCUCACUGCGUCUAGACGCUACAGAGACGGUGCUGCUGCAGUUGUUUGGUUUCACACAGGAGGUUAGGGUCUACGUUUACUUGAAGACCUCUAUGGCUCCAGAACAAGUGGUUCUAGCUCAAGAAGUAGUGACCCUCAACAACCAAAACAACCACCAGGCUGCUGCCAGAGUCCGGCUGCACCCAAGUCAGAUAGAUAAGACUGUGAAUCAUGUGAUUCUCCACGUCCAGUCAUCAGCGAUCAACCAGCACCUGUCCAUCCCUGUCAGCCGCACAAAUGGCUUCCUGUUCAUCCAGACUGACAAACCGCUCUACACACCACACCAGAGUGUCAAGGUGCGGGCAUUUUCUCUGAACCAGGAGUUAAGACCGGCUAAUCGCAGCGUCUUCCUGACCUUUAAGGAUCCAGAUCAGACCACAGUAGAUAUUGUGGAGAUCUUUGAUAUCAAUAAUGGAAUCCCAUCCAUGCAGAACCCCUUCAAGAUCCCUAUCAAACCAAAGACCGGGAUCUGGACCAUCGAAGCCUCUUACUCCGAGGAUUUCACCACAAUAGCCAGAACAGACUUUGAAGUGAAGGAAUAUGUUCUUCCCAGUUUCUCCAUCCUCAUUAAUCCUGAAGUAAACUACAUUAGCUAUGCACAAUUCACCACCUUUGACUUCAAGGUGUCUGCAAGGUAUCUGCAUGGAGCUCCGGUGGCUAGUGGCGAGGCCUUUCUGCGUUACGGCUACGUUAGUGGGAAGAAUGAUCCUGUUAUUAUUCCAAGCUCUAUUUCCAGAGAGAGACUGUCCUUGACAGGUGAGGUUGAUGUGACGGUCAACAUGGAGAGGGUCCUUUCCAAACACAGUGGACCAAAAGACCUGGACAGUAUGGUGGGAAAAUACCUGUACAUUGCUGUCCUGGUGCACGAGGAUACAGGUGGUAUCACUCAGGAGGCAGAGUUUGCUGUGGUGAAGUUUGUUAAAUCUCCUUACAGACUGAGUCUGGUGUCCACACCCCCAUUCAUCAAACCUGGACUUCCUUACAACAUUCAGGUGUUGGUAAAGGAUCACCUGGACAAACCUGUGAACCAUGUUCAAGUCCGUCUGGUGGAGCGACAAUUGUUCAGACAGGGUAGAGGGAUUGAGGAGCUCCCCUGCCCUGACAGCGCUCACAGUCACUCAGAUGGCCUUGCUGUCUUCAUCUGCAACACGCCGAGCGGAGCAAACAGAGCCGUGCUAAGGUUUGAGACUGCAGACCCCUCUCUCCCAGCAGCCAGCCAGGCCAGUCUGACACUGGAGGCAGCGGCCUAUCACUCCCCAAACAGCCGUUACCUUUACAUCGACCCACCACUGCCUGGCCGUGGCCUGGAGGUGGGACAAUUUGCAAACAUCAAGGUGUACUCAGCCGCGCCCUCCUACAUCCCCCUCAGAGCCCUCAGCUACCUGGCGCUAUCUAAAGGUAAAGUGGUGACGUUUGGCACUAAGGAGGUCGUCUCCAGCAGGGACAACAAACAGACACUGAGUUUCCAGGUGACAUCCUCCAUGGUCCCGUCUAUCAGGCUGCUGGUCUACUACAUCCUGUUUGGAGAGGGGACGUCUGAGCUGGUGGCCGACUCCGUCUGGCUGGAUGUCAAAAGCAAGUGUGUCAACGGACUCCAGACUGAUCUUUCAUUUAGACGGCGGGACCACAAACCAAAGGGGCAACUACAGCUAGAAAUCGAGACCAAUCAGGAUGGUCUGGUGGCUCUGUCUGCGCUGGACUCUGCCCUCUUCACGCUACGACCCAACUUCAGAGACCCUGUCUCCAUGGUUCUGCGUCACAUAGAGGAGAGUGACCAGGGCUGUGGAGGAGGCGGGGGCAUCGACAGCGCAGACGUCUUCAGAUUGGCCGGCCUCACCUUCAUCACUAAUGCCAAUGCUAGACCAUCAUCCAACAAUGCAGCGUGCACAGCAGCAGUGAGACCAAAGCGAGCUCUGACUGAUGAGGAGAAGAUAGAGAAAGCACAGAGUUUCGGCCCUCUGAAGGCGUGCUGUGAGCAUGGGAUGAGGUACAUCCCAAAGAGUUUGACCUGCCAACAGUUUGCUGAGCAGACGAUUCGGAAACACCUUCGCUGCAGACAGGUCUUCAAAUCCUGCUGUGAUUUCAUCCAACAGAACCUGGACCAGGACCAGAACCUAAUCUUGGGACGCAACGAAAUGGGUGCCAACUUUGACCUGGCUCCUUCUCUGGUGAGGAGCUAUUUCCCAGAGAGCUGGAUGUGGGAGGUGCAGCCUGCCAGCCCGGGCACUUUGUCUAUUACAAGAGCUCUUCCAGACACUCUAACCACCUGGGAGAUCAGGGCCAUCGGCAUGUUCAAGAAUGGUAUGUGUGUUGCAGAGCCCGCUCACGUGCCGGUCAGUCUUCCACUCAGCGUGGAUGUCCCGCUGCCUUACCAGGUGGUCAGAGGAGAACAAGUGGAGCUGAAAGGCUCGGUGUACAACCGGCAGCCUGAAAACAUCGAGUACUGUGUGACGCUGACAGCUGGCCCUGCGCUGUGCCUCCUGCAGUCCCAGCCAGCUUCUGGAGGGGCGGGGCUACACUCAACGGCCUGCACCUGGAGCCGCCUCUCUGCAGGGGACAUCAGGACAGUGGUCUUCACUGUGCUGGGCCUGGAGCCAGGAGAGCACACCCUGACCUUCACCCUGAAGACACGUGGAGGACCAAGAGACAUCGUGGAGAAGAAGCUUCGAGUGGUGCCUGAAGGUCUAAAGAAAGAGCAGUUUUCUGGCGGGAGACUGGACCCACAGGGACUUUACGGUUCAGAGAAAAGGGUUGUGGAGCUGAAGAACAGGGUGCCAGAAAAUGUAGUUCCCAAAACAGCCGUAGAGAGGCUACUGACCAUCAAUGGUGAAGUUCUCGGCGACAUCAUAACAGUGGUACACAGUCCCGAAGGUCUUCGACAGCUUGUCAACCUGCCAGCAGGCUCAGCAGAGGCAGAGCUCGGUGGACUUCUCACCCUGAUUCAGGUAUAUCAGUACCUGGAGACAACAAGGACCUGGGACAUCUUGGGAGCAGACAUCCAGAAGAACUCUGCAGAUCUCAGGCACAGGAUCAAAGAGGGACUGGUCAGUAUCAGUUCAUUCAGAGGUGGAGAUUCCAGUUACAGCGUGUGGAGGAAGAGAGAGCCCAGCACCUGGCUUACAGCUCUGGUGGUGAAGACUCUGUCCAUGAUGGACCCGCUGGUUCCAGUGGAACAUCAGUCUCUGUCAGACUCCGUGUCAUGGUUGAUCCGCAGCACGCAGCAGUCGGAUGGAUCCUUUACUGACACAUCCUCCUUCAGGCCCAACAAAAUCCUGGCUGAAGGGACCAAUGCUGUUGACCAGUCAGUGUAUCUGACUUCCUUUGUGUUGAUUGCACUGAGCAAAGUGACGAGGAUCCAAGACCCGAUUCUGCAGCUACGAUUCCACGAUGAUAGCAUGAGAUCUGCUGCCAACUACAUUUCUCAGCAUGCCCCAGGAGUAAGGAGUGUUUAUGUGCGUGCAGUGGCCACUUAUGCACUGACCCUUCAUGACCCCAACAGCAUGUCAGCAUCCACCCUGCUCAGCAGCUUGGAGAACCUGGCCCGACAGAAAGGUAACCCCGCUGAGCUGAGGUACUGGCAGGAGCCCAGUGUGACAGCUGACUGGCUGAAACCUGACCAAUCAAGCAGUCUUACAGUGGAGACCACAGCGUAUGUCCUGCUGACUGUGCUGCUCAAGGGGAGAAUUCCAUAUGCCAACCCCAUCCUGACCUGGCUGACCCAAGAUCAGCACUACGGAGAGGGCUUCUUCUCUGUACAGGACACAGUCAUGACUCUAGAGGCAGUCACCGAAUACAGCAGAAUUGUUCCUCGAGCCGUCCUCAGUCAGGACAUCAACAUUCGUUUUGGCAGGACUGGAGAGCUAAAGAGAGUCCAGCUCACCCAGAGCCGUCCUGUAGCCACGCCCAUUCAGGUGACGAAGGAUGAUGUCAUCACAGUGUCAACAGGAUAUGGGAGAGGCGUGUCGAAUGUGAAGCUGAAGACAGUUUACUAUGAGACCACAGCAUCCUCAGAGAAAUGUAACUUUGACCUUACGAUAGAAGUGGCUGGCCCAGGCAGCACCAACAAUCCCAGCUCAAGUUCCACUAAUCUGGUUGCCUGUGCAAAGUAUAAACCGCCUCCUAAUGAGGUGUUCACUGAGUCUACUCUGACAGUGAUGAAGAUUCAGCUGCCAACAGGUGUGGAGGCCUACCUGGAGGACCUGAGACCGUUCAGAGAUGCAGAUGAGCCGGUCAUCUCACACUAUGAGCUCCAAGGAAACACCGUGGUCAUUCAGAUUGAAGCUGUACCCUCAGACAUCUUCUUGUGCGUUGGUUUCCGAACCAGGAUCGGGUUCACAGUGUUGGGCGUCAGUGAGUCGUGGUUUAGCGUCUAUGAGCCUCAAGAUAAAGGCAGUAUGUGUGUCAAACCUUUCACCUACCAGCAGCAGAAGCUGCAGCGCCUCUGUGUGGCAGAACAGUGUCAGUGUAUGACAGCUGCUUGUGCUGCCUACAGAGCAAAGAUUGAUGCCACUCUGACAGUAGCCAAACGACUAGAGGAAACCUGCCGGCCUCAUAUCAAAUAUGCCUACAGGGUUACUGUGAGAUCUGCAGCAGCAGAAGGAGACUUUAUGACCUACUCAGCCAAUGUGAAUGAAGUCCUGAAGAGCACAGAUAAAGAUUUUGAAGCGCUGAGUUCAGGGACGGAGGUAGACCUGAUUAUAAAGGUCACCUGUGGUGCUGUUGAUAUCCAGAAAAACAAACAGUACCUCGUGAUGGGAGCCAGUGGAUCAGAGGUCAUGUUGGAUCAAGGCUUCAAGUAUCGUCUCGCUCUGGACACAGAUGCACUGGUGGAGCUCUGGCCAACAGAGUGCAGUUCUCCUGAGUGUUCGGACUACAUUGCCAACCUGGAGGAGUACGCUCUGGAACUGCAGUUAACAAGCUGUACAGACUUAUAGCUCAGAGUUAGAUUCAGUACUGAGAAGGACUCUAUGAAGACUUAUGAAAAGGAAUAAGAAGGAGAAAAGAUUAAACCUGUGAAGUAUAUUUAGUUCAGGAAAUGUUAGCUCAAAUGUAUUUAAUUGUCCUUUUCCAAAGUAUGCUAUGCCAAUAAAAUGGUUUGACUGUGA
This is a messenger RNA of Cheilinus undulatus (humphead wrasse), 5319 nucleotides long. It is a transcript of the gene c5, whose product is annotated as complement component 5. Bases 88 to 5148 code for a protein of 1686 amino acids. Gene Ontology annotation, cellular component: extracellular region. Gene Ontology annotation, molecular function: protein binding; endopeptidase inhibitor activity. The record is from RefSeq and is a predicted model, not a curated record. The transcript has 42 exons. NCBI's taxonomy places the organism in Eukaryota, Metazoa, Chordata, Actinopteri, Labriformes, Labridae.